GCGGGGUUAGUGGGGCCGCUUUUGCACCUAGCGGGCCGAGAAGCUUCGAAGCUUGAACCUCACCCGUCCGUCCACUCUUACCCCCCGCCUCUCCCGUCCCUUCAUUCCAAUCUUCCCGUCCCGUGAAACCUUUAAUUGACUUCAGCUACCUUGCCUAGCUUGGGUCUACGCAUAUGCGAAGGAAAGAUAGAAUAGUGUCUGUGUGCCGGUCUUCCUUCUGAUCAAAAUAGUCGAAAUGGAGCAGCAAGUAGCCAGGCUGGUAGAAAAGGCGUGGAACAAGUUCCAAGAGACGCCUGGAGAGAAACGCCUUUUGAUAGGAAUAUCCGGCAUCCCAGGCUCAGGCAAAACAACCCUCUCCCAAAUAGUAACAACCCGCCUCAACGCCCGCGCCAAAACCCUCGACCCCUCAAACCCAACCCGCACAGCCCAUCCACCAGCCGCCUUCGUACCCAUGGACGGCUACCACCUCACCCGCGCCCAGCUCUCCGCCAUGUCCGACCCGGAAACCGCCCACGCCCGCCGCGGCGCCGCCUUCACCUUCGACGGCCCCGCCUUCCACAAGCUCGUCACGUCCCUCCGUGAACCCCUCAAGGCCGACUCCUCUCCGAUAUACGCCCCGAGCUUUGACCACGCCGUCAAAGACCCCAAGGAGAACGACAUUGCUAUCCAGCCGUAUCACCGCAUCGUUGUGUUCGAGGGAAACUACCUUACGCUCGACAAGCCGCCGUGGAGCGACGCUGCGAAGCUCAUGGAUGAGCUUUGGUUCGUAGACGUGGACUUUGAGGUGGCGAGGAAGCGGUUGAUAGGGAGACAUGUCAAGGCAGGCAUUGCCAAGAACGAGGAGGAAGCUGAUAAGAGGGCAAGGGAAAACGACCUGGUGAAUGGGAAGGAGAUUGUCGACUUCCGCCUGAAGGUUGAUGAGGUUGUUACCAGUCGAGAAGAUGACGAAUGGAUUCACGAAUGAGAAAUAUACGGCACUGUGUUCAGCCAUGGCUAUGGGGGGCUUUAUUACUCGCUGUCGACCCUCAAUCGUGCCGGAACUAUUAUGAGGUCCUGUCCUGUCCUGUCCCGCCC
This is a messenger RNA of Colletotrichum scovillei, 1074 nucleotides long. RefSeq lists its product as uncharacterized. The record is from RefSeq and is a predicted model, not a curated record. Gene Ontology annotation, cellular component: cytoplasm. Gene Ontology annotation, molecular function: ATP binding; kinase activity. Bases 236 to 964 code for a protein of 242 amino acids. The transcript has 3 exons. NCBI's taxonomy places the organism in Eukaryota, Fungi, Ascomycota, Sordariomycetes, Glomerellales, Glomerellaceae.